Pyricularia pennisetigena is the source of this 1362-nucleotide messenger RNA. RefSeq lists its product as uncharacterized. Lineage: Eukaryota; Fungi; Ascomycota; Sordariomycetes; Magnaporthales; Pyriculariaceae. The record is from RefSeq and is a predicted model, not a curated record. The coding region runs from base 1 to 1362 and encodes 453 amino acids. Gene Ontology annotation, biological process: DNA strand elongation involved in DNA replication; DNA replication; nucleotide-excision repair, DNA gap filling. Gene Ontology annotation, molecular function: DNA-directed DNA polymerase activity. The transcript is spliced from 5 exons. Gene Ontology annotation, cellular component: nucleus; delta DNA polymerase complex.
AUGGCUGUCACGACAGAUUACAAGAAAUUUCUGGCAGAACAGAUUCUGACCGAGGACAAAGUAAUUACUUAUCGGUACCUUGGCCGAUCCCUUGGAGUGCGCUUCAAUGCCGCCAAGCAAAUGCUCUACGAGUUUCACAAGUCGCAAAAUGAACGGAAGCCAGGUGCCAUUCAUGCGACUUAUCUCGUGUACGGCGUCAAAUCAAAUGAGGAUUCUCUCCAUGGGCGUUCUCAGCCGGACGGGGACAUUGAGAUGGCGAGCUCUAUGCCCGAGGUUGAAGAAAACUCAGAGCAAGUACCAGUGUUCACGGUCACUCUGGUUAAGGAGGAAAACCUAGAGGACUGUCUAGCGCAGUAUGAACAAGUGACUUCCAUUCACGUAUACAGCAUAGGGAGGCACCCUAUGAGCAAGGACCCGCAACUCCUAUCAGAUGCAGCUCAGCAAGCCCUUCAGAUCGCGUCCGCCGACGAUCCUCUUGAGCUGAACAGAAAAUUAGGCAACAUCAGCAACUCUCAAGUGCGGCGACGAGACCGGAAAGGAUUAGCAGUCCCGCCACCGGCCGCUGUAAAGUCAGAGCCGAAGCCCAGCCAACCGGUGAAGGCCGAGCCUCCCAAACCCCAGGGAGUGUUCGGAAAGUCAAAUGCGCCUGCCAAAGACGAGUCCAAGUCGCAGGACACCUCAUCUGCAAAGUCAUCACAAGCAGCGUCUGCGGCCUCUACGCAAAGCGACAGCAAAAAGCCCCCAUCGUCUAUGAAACGGGGCGGCUCCGGCGGUUUGAUGCAGGCCUUUGCAAAGGCUAAGCCCAAGAAGAAGGUCGAGCUCACCGUGCCUUCUCAGACCGACACUGCCAUGUCAGAUGACGGAGAGGAUGAUUCGGAAGCCGUGCCUGCGCCGAGAAACGCCGAGCCUGCCGAUGGAGCCGCCAGCCGCAAGACGCGAAAGGAGAGGGAGGAGGAGCUGAAGCGCAUGAUGGAAGAGGAUGAUGACGAUGUGGAGGAAGAGAAAGAGCGUGAAGACACCCCGAUGGAGGAGCCAGAGGAGGAGCCCGAGGAAGCGCCUGCCCCUGAGGCCCCCAAAGAGCCUGAAGAGCCAGCAGAGGUAGUCUCGGCUAGUACCGGAGACGGCCGGAGGCGUGGCAGGAAGCGGGUCAUGCGCAAGAAGCAAAUCAUGGACGAUCAGGGCUACCUCGUCACCAUUCAAGAAGCGGCCUGGGAGUCUUUCUCCGAGGACGAAACCCCGCCUAGUUCUGCAAAGCAAGUAAAGCCUGUCGUUGCUGCGCCGGCCGCAGCAUCUGCUGCAAAAGGCAAAAAAGGUGGAGCCAAAGGGCAAGGUAACAUCAUGUCGUUCUUUUCGAAGAAGUGA